CUAACGACUGACAGAAAUCGGUACCGUUGGAGUUACAUGUGCAUGAACAAAUUACACAAACAUCAGUUUUGUGCAGAACAAAACACAACAUUAUUAACCAUUCCAUCACAAAAUUCUAUCCCCAUCAUGUUCUCGAAGAAAGUCAUCCUAUUUGUAGCUCUAACAAUUCUUCUUGGAUUGGCAGCCUUAGAUGGCGCUAGUGCGAGACUCACUAGUCACCGAAAUCUCUCGACAAAGAUCGACAAGAAAAGCUUCAAGGGCCUGAAGUCCAAAUCCGACUAUUCCAAGAAGGUGAAGAGGAAUCGUAAGAGGAAUAGUGUGAGCAAGAGCUCUAAGAAAAAAUCGAAGAAGUCAAAAAAAUCCAAGAAAUCAAAAAAGGAAAAGAAAGAGAAGAAACCCAACAAUGGAUCCCACAAAAACAAUUCGGGCAGUAUGAUGAGUAGCAAAAAGAAAUCUGGUGACAUGAUGAGUAGCAAAAACAAAUCUCGCAAUAUGAUGAGCAGCAACAAAAAGUCUGGCAGCAUGAUGAGCAACAACAAAAAGUCUGGCAGCAUGAUGAGUAGCAAAAACAAAUCCGGUGACAUGAUGAGUAGCAAAAACAAAUCUCGCAACAUGAUGAGCAGCAACAAAAAGUCUUCCAACAUGAUGAAUAGCAUGAGUAGCAAAAACAAAUCGGGCAACAUGAUGAGUGGUAAAAAUAAAUCCCGUAACAUGAGCAGAACAAGAUGAGCAGAAGAAUGAAGGUUACGAAAAUUGUCGCAACAGCUCGAAGCAGCGGUUUUGUCUCCGAAUUAAAGUGGGUAAAGACAA
Messenger RNA from Pseudo-nitzschia multistriata, 810 nucleotides. Lineage: Eukaryota; Bacillariophyta; Bacillariophyceae; Bacillariales; Bacillariaceae. The record is from the annotation of a GenBank genome assembly.